CCCGCAGGCGUCGAAGCGGGGCAGGCGUCACCGGCCGCGGCUGGCGCUUUAAUCUCUGCGACUGUAGCCCUGGCGGGAGGCGGCCGGGCAGGCGCUGUGAGCGAGGAGCAGAUCUCUGUCCUUUUCCCAGAAGAGCCAAAAAUGAACAAGUCCCUGAGAGCAGUGUCCUUUGAGGAUAUAACUGUAGACUUCAGCAGGGAGGAGUGGCAGUACCUGGACUUGGCCCAGAAGAGCCUGUACAGGGAUGUGAUGCUGGAGAACUAUUUCAACCUGGUCUCAGUGGUGGUAGGGUGUCAGGUUCCCAACCCAGAAGUUAUCUUCAACUGGGAGCCAGAAGAAGACCCAUGUUCAAUGGGAAGUGAGAACUCAAGUCAGAACUAUCUAGGUGGGGAUAUUGGUUUUGAGCCUUCACAACAGGAACUGUCUCAAGGAUUUUUUUCCCAGUCUGAGAGAAUUCAUCUCUUUAUAAAACAUUUAGAAUUGUGGAAAGGUGAUAAAUGGAGAAGAAGAUAUGAGGAAAAUAAAGACAAACCAUUACAUCAUGUUGCCUUCACCAACAAUGCAACAUUAGCUAAUGAGAUAGACUGUGAGAACACAGGAAAAAUAGUUCCUAUAUGUACACAACUUGUUUCCUCAAGGAAAGAAUUCCACCAUAGUAGCUUAUGUGGAAAAAGGUUGAAGGCUGUUGCAAGCUUAUAUAAUCAUAAUAGAAUUGAUGCCACAGAAUAUCUGGAAAAGAUUAUUCGAUAUGGUGAUAUAUUUGCUCCUAUUCAUUCUUGUCCAGAAAUGAGUGUAUGUGAAGCUAAUCAGCAUAGGGAACUUCUGAGCCCUAAGCAAGGUCUUACUCAGCAUAAGAGAAUAUGUCCUGGGAAGAACUUUAAUUUUUUUUAUGACUUUGUAAAAGAUUUCACUCAGAAGUCAUCCCUCUUUGCAUGUCAGAAUAUUUAUGCUGAAGAACAGCAAGCAUGUAGCAAACAUGAGACAGCCUUCACUCAGAAGCCCCAGCAUGCUGUACCUCAGAGCAUCUUUACUGGAGAGAAGUUCUUUAUGCCCAUUAAAUUUGGAAAAGAUUAUUCACGCAAGGCAAGUAGUCAGAAAACUCAUAAUGAAGAAAAUUACCGUAAAUGCAGUGAAUAUGGAAGAGGCUGUACCCAGAAGUCUGAUCUGUUCAGUUGCCAGCAAGGUCUUACUGGAGAAAAACUCUAUGAAUAUCGUCAGUAUGGGAAAAACUUCCCUCAGAGUUCAGAACUCACAAUACAUAAGAAAGUUCCUACGAGAGGGAAAUGCUUUGAAUGCACUGAAUGUGGAAAAGCCUUUACAAGGAAAUCAACAUUAAGUAUGCAUCAGAAAAUUCAUACAGGAGAAAAACCAUAUGUAUGUACUGAAUGUGGGAAGGCUUUUAUCCGGAAGUCACAUUUCAUCACACAUGAAAGAAUUCAUACUGGAGAGAAGCCUUAUGUAUGCAGUGACUGUGGGAAAUCAUUCAUUAAAAAAUCGCAACUCCUUGUGCAUCAGCGGAUUCACACAGGAGAGAACCCCUUCAUCUGUUCAGAGUGUGGAAAGAUCUUCACUCACAAGACAAAUCUCAUUAUACACCAGAAAAUUCAUACUGGAGAGAGACCCUAUAUAUGUACUGAAUGUGGGAAGGCCUUUACUGAUAGGUCAAAUCUUAUUAAACACCAAAAAAUUCACACUGGGGAGAAACCAUACAAAUGUGGUGACUGUGGUAAAUCAUUCACCUGGAAGUCACGACUCAGAAUCCAUCAGAAGUGUCAUACUGGUGAGAGGCAUUAUGAGUGCAGUGACUGUGGGAAGGCAUUCAUUCAGAAGUCAACACUCAGUAUGCACCAGAGAAUCCACAAAGGAGAAAAACCCUAUGUUUGUACUGAAUGUGGGAAGGCCUUCUUCCACAAAUCACAUUUUAUUACACAUGUGAGGAUCCAUACUGGAGAAAAACCAUAUGAAUGUACCGACUGUGGGAAAUCUUUCACUAAGAAAUCACAACUCCAUGUUCAUCAGCAGAUUCAUACCGGAGAGAAACCCUAUAGAUGUGCCGAAUGUGGAAAGGCAUUCACAGACAGAUCAAACCUCUUUACACAUCAGAAAAUUCACACUGGAGAGAAACCUUUUAAAUGUAGUGACUGUGGAAAAGCCUUCACUCGAAAGUCAGGCCUCCAUAUACAUCAGCAGUCCCAUACUGGAGAAAGACAUUAUGAAUGCAAUGACUGUGGGAAAGCCUUUGCAAGGAAAUCAACACUCAUUAUGCAUCAGAGAAUUCAUACAGGCGAGAAACCUUAUAUUUGUACUGAAUGUGGAAAAUCCUUCAUCCAGAAAUCACACUUGAAUAGACAUAGGAGAAUUCAUACUGGAGAGAAACCCUAUGAAUGCAAUGACUGUGGAAAAGCCUUCAUUAAAAAGUCACAGCUCCAUGAGCACCAUCGAAUUCACACAGGAGAAAAACCAUAUACAUGUGCUCAAUGUGGAAAGGCCUUUACCAUUAAAUCAAAUCUUAUUAAACACCAGAAAAUCCAUACUAAACAGAAGCCCUAUAAGUGUAGUGAUGUGGAGAAAGCCUUAAACUGGAAGCCACAACCUACAAGUCAAGUCAAUAUAAAUCAGAAGUCUGAUAUUGGGGAAAUAGAGUGUCCAAGGCUACAAUCUUAGCAUAGCAAUACAAAGAAAUCAGGCGCUACAGCUUGAAUAAGAAGCAAGGGGUAUCCAUGGUUCACCUACCACAUUCAGUAUAGUCAGAAUUAAUAUCUGCACUACAUAGCUGAUAUUCAUUACACACUUAGGGAUAUACUUUGAAGAAAGUAUCUAAUAAGCAAUGUGUCAUGGUCAUACUUGGUUACUUGACAGUAGCCUUGGCAAAUAAUAGUAAAGGUGGAAAAUGUGGGUAACAUGGUAUAUGUCUAUAGUCCCAGAUAUUCAUGAAUCUUAUGCAGGAGGAUCACUUGAGCCCACAAAUUUUAAACCAACUUGGGUAACAUAUAAAAUACAAAACAUAAAGAGAUGACUGACAGUCUCUUCUGUUUUUGAGUAAACAUCUUUCUAAAGUCAAGGUUGAGUAUUUUAUGCCUUUGAUAGCAAAAACUAUUUGGUAUUGGGUUGGGGACACAGCUCAGCAGUCUAAGUGCCUGCCUGGCAAGCACAAGAACCAGGAUUUGAUCCCUG
Molecule: messenger RNA, 3174 nt
Organism: Octodon degus (degu)
Lineage: Eukaryota; Metazoa; Chordata; Mammalia; Rodentia; Octodontidae
Gene: Znf484
Product: zinc finger protein 484
Exons: 5
Coding region: 142-2664 (840 amino acids)
Biological process (GO): negative regulation of transcription by RNA polymerase II
Molecular function (GO): DNA-binding transcription repressor activity, RNA polymerase II-specific
Source: RefSeq, a predicted model, not a curated record